GCCGUCUAUUUUUCGAAUUGAAUUUUCUUCAAUUUUAACCAAUCAGACGAUGGGGCCGUCCGAUAAUGGCAGGCACGGCAGGAUUUUCAGCCCAAUGAGACUCGCAGGCGGCCCUUUUGUCCCGCCUCGUCGCAUCUUGGCAGCAUAAACCCCAGCCAAAACUCCCCCACUUCUUCAGACAUGGCCCCCAUGCUUAGCACCACCUUGACCACUCGCAACCACGGGCACUGCACCUCGACUCGCUCGAGUCUCGCAUGGAUGCAAUGCAGCAGCAGUGGCCAUCCCACAGCUGCCCAACCAGCCCUCGACCCUCGACCGACUUACCGCUCGCUCGGCCUGAAUUCGUGCAGUGUCUCACGUCUUUCGCACACCCACACUGCUAUUAUUAUACCACCCUGGGCAGGCCAGCGUGCUGCACCAUGGCAGAGACUGGCCGGCCCAAGUCAGUUGCUGCAAGUGCUCUGCAAGUGCCGGAGACCUGACUUUGGUUGAACCGGGCUCACUGUGAUCGAGCUCGAAGCACCCGGCAACGGCGCCCCGUUCCCCUCCCUCAUCCCCCAAUAUCACACAUAUUGGCCCUGGACCCUGCCGGCCACGCACCUCUC
Molecule: messenger RNA, 605 nt
Organism: Parathielavia appendiculata
Lineage: Eukaryota; Fungi; Ascomycota; Sordariomycetes; Sordariales; Chaetomiaceae
Exons: 1
Coding region: 181-492 (103 amino acids)
Source: RefSeq, a predicted model, not a curated record